UGCUUGCUUUAGCCAGAGAAAAGCAAAUUAAACAAGAAACUCACCAACUGCAACUACUAUCUCUCUAGAAUCCCCUCUCUCUCUCUCUCUCUCUCGCUUAAAAAAAUUCCAAAUUCCCACGACACCUCGUCCCUAUUUCCUCGGCCGUUCGUGGCUUGUCGUGUUUGUUUUUUCAUCAACAGUAAUUGAAUGCUUUCUUCACAAUCUGUAAUAAACUUUAAUUUCCUGGAAGAAACUUGCCUAAUACCGGGCUUAACGGGGAGUGUGUUUGCAGUAAUGGGUUGUCCUUAAUAUAAUCUGUUCAAUUUGGGGUAAAGCUGGUAUCUUUCUUGGGUUUGAGGAAAAACAUCAUGGAUCUGGAAAAUGGGAUGAACCAGAACCGGUUUAAGAAAGAAUCUUGGAGAACAGUUUUGACCUUGGCUUACCAGAGCCUAGGGGUUGUAUAUGGGGAUUUGAGUAUAUCUCCAUUGUAUGUAUACAAGAGCACUUUUGCUGAAGAUAUUAAACACUCAGAGACAAAUGAAGAGAUUUAUGGGGUUUUAUCUUUUGUAUUUUGGACACUCACUUUAGUCCCCCUUCUCAAGUAUGUGUUCAUUGUGCUCAGAGCUGAUGAUAAUGGGGAAGGGGGCACAUUUGCUUUGUAUUCUCUCAUUUGUAGACACGCCCGGGUUAACUCACUGCCCAAUUGCCAGUUAGCAGAUGAGGAAUUGUCAAGUUAUAAGAAGCAUGUCACUGCUCCUGCUGCAUCCGCUCUUGGGUCAAGUGUGAAGUCUACUCUUGAGAGGCAUAGAGUGUUGCAGAAAUGUUUGCUUGUACUGGCUUUGAUUGGGGCUUGUAUGGUUAUUGGUGACGGAGUCCUCACACCGGCAAUUUCCGUUUUUUCUGCUGUUUCUGGAUUGGAGCUUGCUAUGUCUAAAGAGCAUCAUAAAGGUGUAGAAGUUCCAGUUGCAUGUAUCAUACUGAUAGCCUUGUUUGCCCUUCAACAUUAUGGCACCCACAGGGUCGGGUUCUUGUUCGCACCUGUGGUCGUAACAUGGCUGUUGUGCAUCAGCGCUAUUGGUGUAUAUAACAUCUUUCGCUGGAACCCUCAUGUGUAUAAAGCACUCUCUCCAUAUUACAUGUACAAAUUUUUAAAGAAAACCCAAAGAGGUGGUUGGAUGUCCUUGGGUGGGAUCCUGUUGUGCAUAACAGGUUCAGAGGCUAUGUUUGCAGAUCUAGGACACUUUUCGCAAUUGUCGAUCCAGAUUGCUUUCACAUCCUUUGUCUAUCCAUCCUUGAUUCUGGCAUAUAUGGGGCAAGCUGCGUAUCUCUCUGAGCACCAUGAUAUUGACAACGGUUAUAGGAUUGGGUUUUAUGUUUCUGUGCCUGAUAACUUAAGGUGGCCAGUUCUGGUAAUUGCCAUACUUGCGGCAGUGGUGGGGAGCCAAGCCAUCAUCACUGGAACUUUCUCAAUCAUCAAACAAUGCUCCGCUCUGGGCUGCUUCCCGAGGGUCAAAAUAGUCCAUACCUCGUCCAAAGUACAUGGGCAGAUUUACAUACCCGAGAUCAACUGGAUCUUAAUGAUGUUGUGCUUGGCUGUUACUAUAGGUUUCAGAGACACAAAGCGUCUGGGUAAUGCAUCAGGUUUAGCGGUUAUAACCGUCAUGCUGGUCACCACCUGCCUAAUGUCCCUGGUCAUUGUUUUAUGCUGGCACCAGAGUGUUUUCCUGGCUCUUGGCUUUGUCUUCUUUUUUGGAACAAUCGAAGCUCUCUACUUCUCCGCUUCUCUUAUCAAGUUUCUCGAAGGAGCGUGGGUCCCCAUCGCACUUUCUUUCAUAUUCAUGUUAAUCAUGUACGUAUGGCACUAUGGCACGUUGAAGAAAUAUGAGUUUGAUAUGCAAAACAAGGUCUCCGUUGAUUGGCUCCUCGGUCUGGGCCCGAGUCUGGGCAUUGUUAGGGUCCGUGGCAUUGGCCUCAUACACACAGAGCUAGUUUCUGGGAUCCCCGCCAUUUUCUCCCACUUUGUCACCAACCUUCCAGCAUUCCACCAAAUCUUGAUUUUCCUUUGCAUCAAGUCGGUCCCGAUCCCACACGUGAAACACGAAGAAAGAUUUCUUGUGGGCCGUGUUGGGCCCAGAGAGUAUCGGCUCUACCGGUGCAUUGUCAGAUACGGUUACCGUGACGUUCAGAAGGACGACUUAGAAUUCGAGAAAGAUCUCAUGUGUAUUCUAGCUGAGUUCAUCCGAACCGGAAAAGUUGGGGCCCACAACCCAGGUGAAGAUUCCGAGAAGGAAGAUGAGAGAAUGGCAGUUAUCGGAACGCCUUCGACCCACUCAGAAGGUAUUCGAAUGCACGAGGACGAGGGCAAUAAUCCACCGCAUGCUAGCACGUCGCAGCUCACGGAUUACGAGUCUCCAGUAACGCAACCGAGGAAAAGGGUCCGUUUCGUUAUACCGGAGAGCCCAGAGAUUGACAAGGGGGCUCGCGAGGAGUUGCAAGAGCUGAUGGAGGCACGGGAUGCCGGAGUGGCGUAUAUUUUGGGACACUCGUAUGUAAGGGCAAAGCAAGGGUCAAGUCUAGUGAAGAAGCUUGUCAUCAACUAUGGGUAUGAUUUGUUGAGAAGGAACUCUAGGGCACCUACCUAUGCACUGAGUGUACCUCAUGCUUCUACCUUAGAAGUUGGAAUGGCAUACCAGAUAUAAUUUUGAAGAAAA
Rhododendron vialii is the source of this 2693-nucleotide messenger RNA. RefSeq names its product potassium transporter 6. The record is from RefSeq and is a predicted model, not a curated record. Gene Ontology annotation, biological process: potassium ion transmembrane transport. Lineage: Eukaryota; Viridiplantae; Streptophyta; Magnoliopsida; Ericales; Ericaceae. The transcript has 8 exons. The coding region runs from base 351 to 2681 and encodes 776 amino acids. Gene Ontology annotation, cellular component: membrane. Gene Ontology annotation, molecular function: potassium ion transmembrane transporter activity.